AUGCACUUACGCCAUCGUAGAAAUCCCAAACAUAUAAGAGAAAAUGAAAUCAGUGGAAAAAAUUUUGAUCAAACAGAGUAUUUGGGUUUUCGCCACUGGUUUCUGAUUUUCACAAUUAUUGGUAUUAUUUAUGGAUUUGUAGUUUAUCAGUAUAGUAAAAUGCCGGAAGUUAAGCCAACAGGGCAAUUUGACGAAUUCUCAGAGGAACGAGCUCGUGUUCUGUUGCAAUCUCUCACAAAUCUUGGUCCACGUCCAAGUGGUUCGGAAAACUGCGAAGUACAUGCAUUUAAUCUAAUUACUGAUAAACUGAAAUUAGCAAAAGCAGAAGUAGAUGCGCGUGGACGAAAUCGUUUGGAAAUCGAUAUUCAACGUCCUUCUGGAUGCUUUGAUCUCAAAUUUUUAUCUUCCUUCACUUUAUGUUAUCAUAAAAUAACAAAUAUUAUCGCACGCAUUGGUCCUAAGACGCCAUCAAAACACUCCAUUUUACUGAAUUGUCAUUUUGAUACAAUGCCAGAUUCACCUGGUGCUACUGAUGAUGCUGUAAGCUGUGCAGUUAUGAUGGAAGUUAUGGAGAUUUUAUCUCAUUCGGAGGACUCUCUUCAAAAUGACAUAACUUUCCUUUUCAAUGGAGCGGAAGAAAAUUUUUUGCAAGCAUCGCACGGCUUUAUCACGCAGCAUCCAUGGCGACAUUCUGUUCGAGCAUUUUUAAAUCUGGAAGGUUCUGGUGCUGGUGGCCGUGAGAUAUUAUUUCAGACUGGGCCUGGAAAUUCGUGGUUAUUGCAUACUUAUUUAAAAAAUGCACCUCAUCCUCAUUGUAACGUAUUAGCACAAGAAAUAUUUCAAUUCGGUGUAAUACCAUCUGAUACGGAUUUUCGGGUUUUUCGAGAUUAUGGUCGUAUUUCUGGUCUUGAUAUAGCAUAUUUUCGAAAUGGUUGGGUAUAUCAUACUGAAUUUGACCUCCCUGAAUACAUCACUGCGGGCUGUAUUCAAAGAGCUGGUGAAAAUAUUCUUGCUGUUACUAAGGCUCUAAUUGAGUCACCUUAUUUGGAUCAUCCUGGUGAUUUUGAACAAGGUAAUCAGUGGGUAUUUUAUGAUGUUAUUGGUAUUUUUACGGUUUUUUAUCCCAUAGCCAUUGGACAAAUAAUCAAUUACAUAACGAUAUCAGUAAUUUUUCUUUUUAUCUUCUCUCACAUCCGAAAAGGAUUUUAUAGCUUUGUGGAUUUAUUACGAUCCAUUGUUGAGCACAUCAGCACGCUUAUUGUGAUCGUUCUAGUGCAACUGGGAAUGAUAAUGUCUUGGUAUUCUUUUCCAGAAUUAGUAUUUCCUCUUUACAUAUUUCCGAUGAUUAUUACUGGUUUUUCAUUUCAUAGCAUCAUAUUGUACGUACAUAGGAAAUCGAAUAAGGAAAUGGUGUAUUUUGAUUGUGUUUUACUGGUAUCUUCAAUAUUGUUAGCAGUUGCAACAUUUGCUGGCUUUGCGAGCGCUUUCUUUUUGCUUUUUCAUACGUUCUUUCCGCUACUUCGUGAUCCACUGCUUUGGCUUAUGGGGAAAAUUCGAUUAUUUAAAAAAAUCACUCCUCAGUGGUUAUUAUUUGCCCAGUUAUUAUGUACCACUCCUGUAAUGGUAUUUGAUGCCUACGCAGCAAUGUUACUUUUUGACUUUUUCGUUCCAGUCACGGGACGUAUGGGUACAGCUGUUAAUCCUGAAUUUGUCAUCAUGGCAUUCAGUUUCUUGGUGAGUAACCUACUGUAUGUUAGUCGUCGCAUAGACUAUCUUGUCAAAUGUGGUUCAUUGCUUUAUCUUUUAUUUUUUACUGCUUUACUUACCACUAGACUUGGCUGGCCCUACAAAUUUUCAAAAGAAAGCCCGCGCUUGAGGCGUCUUAUUACUUUGAGUAAUACAUCAUUUGGAGAGCAUGCAUUAUUUGUACAAUCUUUGGAUUACCGAGGAGUAACAGAUUUACCAGAACACACUUUUUUGACUGGAAUUAAUAAGCCAAACUGCAGUGGCAUCAAAGAUGAAUACUGUCGACUACCAUAUUAUGCAGCGAUUCAUCAAAUAUUUCCUCCAGAAGAAUCGAGUUGGAUACCGUUACCAGGCCAUCCACGAAUAGUUCAUCCUAUUACAGUGAGAAAUACUGAAAAACGUUUAGUUUCAAAAUGCCUGCUGCGAAUGAAUAUCUCAAUUUCGGGUGGUGUUGAUAAAAUGUCACUACAUUUGACUCCUUUAAAUGACUUCGAAAUAGAUAGUUGGUCAUUUACAACCUUUCGUUCUGAUGAAUUUGGUAAACGUGAUACAUACUUCGUCUUUCUUACGUAUGGCGCUGAAGCUCCAUCAGAAUGGAAUUCGUGGAUUGUUCUUAAAAGAGUUCGUUAUAUUCUUCAUGUGUCUUUAGAAAUAUCCGUUGCAACGCACUACGCUCACGGUCAGCUGCCCUAUUCUGACACUCUUUCACAGAUUCGAUCAUUGGUUGCAUCACGUAGAAAAACUCCACAUUUAGCGGUCACUUGGUGGAAGUGGGCCAUCACAAGUAUUUUUGGGGUCACUGAAAUCGUAGUUCAUACUUUUUGA
This is a messenger RNA of Thelazia callipaeda (thelaziosis nematode), 2571 nucleotides long. The record is from the annotation of a GenBank genome assembly. Lineage: Eukaryota; Metazoa; Nematoda; Chromadorea; Rhabditida; Thelaziidae.